CAGCGGUGCCACUGGUGAAGCGCCAUAUUGAGUGGGAAUCGGAUACUUGCGAAGUUCCCUUGGCACGAAAGCGCCAGAAGGUAGAAGCUCUCUGCUGAUUACCUAUCGUCUAACUGCAAUCGUAAAGAUGGUCAAAGUGGAAGAGCGCAGGCGCGAUCAUGAUCCUGAUGACCGCCGAAAGGAUCGGCACAGGGAGAGGGACAGGGAUGGGGACCGAGACAGGAGUGCACGCUCCGGGAAAGAGUACGAGAAGGAUGCGUCUCAUGACAAGGCGAGGCGGGAAGAUGACGGCCGGCGGAGUGAUAGCAGGAGGAAAAAAGCGGAACGCAAUGAGGAUGGAGGUGAUGCGCCGUCUAGCAUGGAGCUUGAGGAGCGGAUCAGAAGGACACGGGAGGAGAGGUUGAAGAAGGACAGAAAGGCCCCAGGUCCGAUCAAAUCGCUGGCGGAGCAAGACGAGGGGGACGAUCUGCUGGGGUGGGUUCAGAAGUCGAAGCAGCUCGAGGAGAAGAGGAGGCGGGAGGAGGAGAAGGCACGGGCCGCAGCCACCGCGAGGCGGCUGGCAGAGGCAGAGGCGGAAGACGAGGACAGCGACGAUGACCAGUACGAUGCGCGCCACCUCGCGGGGCUGAAAGUCGCGCACGGGCUCGACAAGGUGAUGGAAGGGGGUGCAAUCGUGCUGACGUUGAAGGACACGAGGAUCCUCGACGAGAGGGGUGAUGACGUGAACGAUGCCGGGGACGAGUUGGAAAACGUGGAGAUCAUCGAGCAGAAGCGGAGGGACGACGCGCGCAAGGCGGCGAAGAAGGGCAACAAGUACGACGAGAAGUUCGACGAGGAGUGGGGGGGCGCGAAAGCGCUGCUGCCGCAGUACGAUGAAUUGAAGGAGCAGGACGGAGUGGUGUUGGAUGCGGAAGGGGGCCUGGAUCGGAAACGGAUGGAGGAGAUUCAGCGCAAGUUGGCGGGGGCGGCGGCGGCCGAGCAGGGGAAAGAGAGUCUUUUGGGAGGGGGGCAAAGGGUCGCGGCGGAGUAUUUCACGCAAGAGGAGAUGGAUAAGUUUAAGAGGCCCAAGGAGAAGAAAAAGAAGAAGCUGCGGAAGCGGGAGAAGCUGGACCUGGACGCAAUGGAAGAGGAAGCGAAGGCGGCGGGGCUCGGGGCGACGGACAAGGGGUCGAGGGCGACCCGAAACGUGGAGGACGUUGAGAAGGAGCGACGAAAGGGCGAAGCUGCGGAGCGGGAGGCGGCGUACGUGCACGCGUUGGACAAGGCGGAGACGGCGUCGCGGGCGCUCAAGGAGGAAGCGGCCGGAGCGCAACUAGAGGAGGACGACGAAGAGGACGAUGAGCUGGUGCAGUCGUUGGAGCGGGCCCGGCAGGCAGCGCUCAAGGCCGCGCCGAAAGGAGUCGAGGCCGUGGCAUCUCGGGCGAUCGAGCUGGCUAAGAAAGAGCCGGUCGUCAAGCCGGAACCGGAAACGGACUCGGGGCUCGUAUUCACAUCCACCGGGGAGUUUGUGCGGGGUAUUUCGCUCGAGGAGACCGUCAGGAAAGAGAAGAACGAACUUUUCGACGACGAAGACGAAGAGAUGAAGGACGCGGAAGAAGCGGAGGCGAAAGAGGAGGCGGGGGGGUGGAUGGAAGUGACGGCGCAGGGGGGGGAAAAGGAGGAAGAGGAGGACGAGAAGCUGGAGUCGAUCAGCGAGGAAGUUGUUGUGGGGACCGGCGUCGCGGGGGCGUUGAAACUGUUGCAGCAGCGGGGGGCGCUGUCGGAUUCCGUUGACUGGGGGGGGCGGAACAUGGACAAAAAGAAGGGGCGGCUUCUGGGGGUGGUGGAUGAGAGCUUGUUGGGGGUCGAGAAGGACCCCCCCAAAGCGGCGGAGAAGGAGGAGUGGCCGAAGGACGUGCAGCUCAUCCGGCACGACCGCUUCGGGCGCGUGAUGACGCCGAAGGAGGCGUGGCGCGAGUUGAACCACCACUUCCACGGUAUGUACCCGAGCAAGAAUAAAAAGGAAAAGGAGUUCAAGCAGUUCAUGGAGGAGAAGAAGCUGAAGCAGAUGAACCCCGGGGACACUCCCGCGGGGAGCGUGCAGAAGAUGCGGGAUGUGCAGGCCAAAACGGCGUCGCCGUAUAUUGUGCUGAGCGGGAGCGUCAAGCCGGGGCAGACGUCCGACUUCCGGUCCGGGUUCGCGGUCGCGGAGAAGGAGACGUUCAAGCCGGGGGAGCUGACGCCCAUGCUGGGGGACCAGAAGGUUCAGAAGUUCUUGGGAACAAAGCGAAAAGAAGGUGCGGGUGACAUGGGUCCACCUCCACCAAAGAAACCCAAGAUGUGACAGUCCUUGUAGGGGCUUUGGACUGGCACUAAAGGAUCUGGUAUUUUAUAGUGGAGAAAAGCAUCAGGACAGGCAGGCCGAACCGUCUACUGCAGGCCGGAAGUGCCUCGUCAGUCAAGCAUGAUUCAGGUUUCAGUUGAGCAGGCGAAGAAUUUGAUAGAAUGGUGCGUCGAUCUACGUCCAUUGUUUGGCCCUCGCCAUAGCGUCAUUGAUGGAGCAGGCUGCCAAGCGAUGGUUGCAAG
This is a messenger RNA of Klebsormidium nitens, 2565 nucleotides long. NCBI's taxonomy places the organism in Eukaryota, Viridiplantae, Streptophyta, Klebsormidiophyceae, Klebsormidiales, Klebsormidiaceae. The record is from the annotation of a GenBank genome assembly.